GUUAAAUUGAUUGGUUUUCCAAUUUGGAAAAUAAAAACAAUAUAAAAUUUUCUUAGUUAAUUAAGUACACAACUUCAAAUAGUGAUAUGAUCGGCUGAUUCUGACCAACGCCCAAAUAAAUGGUUUAAAUGACUCAAAAUAAAUUAGUUGAGUCAGUUAUGGAUCUGCAUACCAAGCAGAGACAAUUUUCUGGACAACUGUACAAGUACACAAAUGUGAUGAAAGGUUGGCAGUACAGAUACUUUUUAGUAGAUGCCAAUGCAGGACUUCUACAUUAUUUCCUCUGUGAAGGUGAAAAACCUGAUGGAACAGUGCCCAGAGGGUCAGUACAUUUAGCUGGAGCUGUGAUAUGUCCAAGUGAUGAAGAUUCAAAGACCUUUACAGUUAACUGUGCUUCAGGUGAUAUGUUGAAGUUGAGAGCUACAGAUGCUAGAGCAAGACAGGAAUGGGUUAAUGGGUUGAGGGCUGUGGCAGAGUCUCACACUAAGGCAAUCAGUGCUAGUAGUCCUCCAUUACCUCCAAGGGAGCAAUUGGCAGUAUUGGAUGCUUUAGGAUGUGUGAGGUCACAGCUUCAACAAACUGAACAAGCUGAUUCUGCUCUUUGUAGGUCUAUUGAGUCUGCAGGUAGCAAAUUCUUUGUGGAUCCCAAUUUGCUCCUGCUCAAAGCCACAUCAGCAGCAUCACUGCAUUGUCUAACUCAGUGCAUGAACAUCCUACAGAGAAAUCAACACACUCAGCAAGCAAGAACAGGGAAAAUGUAUCAGAUAUUCUUGAAUUUCCCGGGUAAGAAAAUCCGGAAAAUGAAAUUUAAAAAAUGGAAUAGUUUGUGAUUAACUGCGUGACAGAUCGAAGCAGCUUCUAGAGUGAUAUUCAGAAAGAAGUAAGCGAUUUUAUACCUGCAUUUAUUGUAUAUAGUUUGUACAUAUAUAUUGUAUAUCUUACAUCUUAUCUAUUUAUUCCUGUAUAAGUAAAUAA
Molecule: messenger RNA, 975 nt
Organism: Diabrotica balteata
Lineage: Eukaryota; Metazoa; Arthropoda; Insecta; Coleoptera; Chrysomelidae
Source: the annotation of a GenBank genome assembly